Messenger RNA from Xyrichtys novacula (pearly razorfish), 3751 nucleotides. The record is from the annotation of a GenBank genome assembly. NCBI's taxonomy places the organism in Eukaryota, Metazoa, Chordata, Actinopteri, Labriformes, Labridae.
AGUUUAAUGGAAGUGAAGUUUUUGUUUCCUGGCGGUUACCAACAGACACCAUAGCAUGUAUCUGCUGAGUUAUCGUCCUCCUAGAGCAGAGUAAUCCCAGAGAAGGUGUCUGUGUUGAGUUUUUCUCUCCUUUUUCUUCUUCAUGAGGGGAAAUGUCCGGAUUUCAGGUCCUUAAAGAUUUAUUUAAGCAGCGGCUCCUCGCUGCGACCCGCAGAGACGAUGCCGGACAGACAUCCGGGCAAGGGGAGCGCAAAAGAAAACUGCUGGUUGUGAUUUUAACACCUGGAUCAAAACGUCAAACAACAGGUUAGAUUUAUUUCUUCUACCGGAAACUUGAUUCAGUGACACAGCUCAGCCGUUCGCUCAUCUAUCCAGAGUGUUAGCCGCAGUUAGCUCCGGUGCUGAUGAGGGCCGAGCUGGGCGGACUAGUGUUGUGUCGUUCACGAACGAUUCGUUCAAAAGAACCGAGUCUUUUAAGUGAACGUACUGAACCGAAUUCGUAUCUCACUUCAGUUGAGCUGUCAGAAGCGCAGCUGUUAUAGCACGCAGCAUUGAACAGCAGCAGCGAACAAGGGACUGCAUGUACUGACGCCUGAAUCACUUGGUAAAUGAAUCACGCAUUGAACUACACUCUCUGGAAUCAUUUUUGUCAGACAAAACUAUUUUUUUACAGCUAAAUUGCCACCACAACAACUUGCAUACAAUAGGACACGGCAUGUAACAAGUAGUGCAUUAAACCCGCAGCAUCCUGUCAUUGCAGCGAGGGAACAGUGCAUGUUCAGUGAACACAGUUGCGCACUGUGAUGACAUCAGAUGUUUGGUUACGGUGAUUGGUUACAGUAGUCUGUCUAUCAAGGAAAGUACUCCCGCCCAUUUUUAGGGCUCCCAAUUGGCCGAAGUCCAGACUGUUGUGGGAAGGAACGGCAAGUGAUUCACGCAACUGGGUGGCCCAGCCAGGCUAAGGUGUUUGACCUGGAAGGGCAAAAGGUUUUUGACCGUCGUGGCACUAACUGCAGGUGUUUUCCUUGUUUUGUUCAGUGUUGGAUAUCAGCUGCAAAUGGAUUUGGUUUGUUCAUUGCAAUAAAUUUUUUUAUUCAAUGAUCAUUACAACUCAGGGUAACACUCAGUAGUGCAGCACGUCAACUAAGUUAUUCCAGGUCAAGCAUCUCAGUAGCUUUAAGUAUCGUCUUAGCUCCUACAUAAACAAUAUGAUGAGUCACAUUAAUAGGUUUGACUUAAAAAUCUACAGUUUCAUUAAGGUCUCUUUUGGUCUCUUCAGAAUUCCCUCCUGAUGAUCAGCAGUCAUCGGUGAGUAAUGAGGAGCCUUCUGAGGAGCAGCAGGAGUGGAGCCCCAGUCUAGACCAGCAGGACAUUAAGCCCCUGCUCAUUAAAGAGGAACAGGAGGAACUCUGGAGCAGUCAGGAGGAGGAGGAGGAGCUUCACGGACCAGAGGAGACUGAAACCACAGAGUUUCCUUUCACAGUUGUCCCUGUGAAGAGUGAAGAUGAUGAAGAGAAACCUCAUCCCUCACAACUUCAGCAAACACAAACUGAAAAGAUGGAAAUAGAGACUGAUAGUGAGUUCUGUGAGGAACCAGAACCAGCCAGGAGCUCAGAUCUGGAAACACAUUUACACCCAGAGAUUGAGGUCAAGACUGAAGACUCCUCUGAACCUGAGACUAAAGACAGUGAUGAUUACAGCCAGGAACCAGGAGAUCAUCAGCUCGGUUUAAAUGCUGUGGAAAACAUCGAGCAGAUGAGACCAAAGAUGAAUAAGAAAUCAUACGGCUGUUCUCAGUGUGGAAAAACAUUCAAGAGGAAUUGGCAUCUAACCAAACACAUGACGACUCACACAGGAGAGAGACCCUUCAGCUGCUCUACAUGUGGGAAAAGAUUUGCUCAAAAAUAUCAUCUGACCCAACACACGAUAAUUCACACAGGAGAGAAACCGUUUAUCUGCACGGAGUGUGGUGAAGGAUUUACCCAGAAGGGAAGUCUGCAAAGACACAUGAUACUCCACACAGGAGAGAAACCCUUCAGCUGCUCUAUAUGUGGUAAAAGUUACACCCAAAGAGGACAUCUGACCCAACACAUGCGAAAUCACACAGGAGAGAAACCGUUUAGCUGCUUUAUUUGUAAUAAAAGUUUUACUCUAAAAAAGUACGUGACGAAACACAUGGCACACCACAGACGAGAGAAACCAGAGCACUGAACGGUCCUGAUUUAACGGGGUCAGGACAUUAAAUAAUCAAUGAACUGAUUAGAGAAUCCAAUAAGAAUGAUAAGUACCUUUUUUAACGGCAGCACAGUUGUUUUGGUGGAGGAACCAGUAAUUAUGGACAGAAUUUCUGGGCGCAGCCGGGGGGGUGGAGGGUGUCCAGUUCGGCAGGCAGAGGAUCUCGUCGCUGCUUUUUGCGGAUGAUGUGGUUCUUCUAACUUCAUAGAGCAGUGACCUUCAGCUCUUGCUGGGGCGGUUCGCGACCGAGUGUGAAGCAGCUGGGAUGUGAAUCAGCACCUCCAAGUCUGAGGUCAUGGUCCUCAGUCAGAAAAAGGUAGAUUGCCUUUGCCGUGUCGGAGGGGAGGUCCUGCUUCAAGUGGAGGAGUUCAAGUAUCUCGGGAUCUUGUUCACGAGUGAAGGUAGGAUGGAGCGGCAGAUCGACAGGCGGAUCAGAGCAGCGUCAGCAGUGAUGUGGACGCUUGACCGAUCAGUCGUGGUGAAGAAAGAGCUGAGCUGUAAGGCGAGACUCUCGAUUUACCGGUCGAUCUACGUGCCGAUCCUCACCUAUGGUCAAGAACUUUGGGUAAUAACCGAAAGAACAAGAUCGCAGAUACAAGCGGCUGAAAUGGGUUUCCUUUGCAGGGUGGGCGGGCUCAGCCUUAGAGAUAGGGUAAGGACACUUGGGAGGCGCUCAGAGUAGAACUGCUGCUCCUCCACGACGAGAGGAGUCAGCUGAGGUGGCUCAGGUAUCUGGUUAGGACGCCUUCUGGACGCCUCCCGUUAGAGGUGUUCCAGACAUGUCCCAGCAGGAGGAGACCUCGUGGCCGGCCCAGGACCAGGUGGAGGGAUUACAUCUCGCCUGGCCUGGGAGCACCUGGGAAUCUCCCCGGAGGAGCUGGUGGAAGUGGCCGGGGUGAGGGCCGUCUGGGCUUUCCCCCCUGAAGCUGCUGCCCCCGUGACCCGGACCCGGAUGAAGCGGAAGAAAACGACGACGACCAAUAAUUCAUAUCAGCAGACCUUACUUUGACAUUUUCUGAUAAUUUAUCUAUAAAUAAAUUAAAGUGAAAUUCAAGGAUGCAUCAGUGAGUCACAUUUAAAAUUAAACUGAUUCAUAUUUCUUUAGACCGAAUCAUAGUUUCAUCCUGUUAGGUUUGACUUUCCUGUUGUCUUUCUCUAAACAACUUUAAUUGACAGCAAAACUUUUGAUUUUAUGAUUAUUUAUCAUAUAUUGAUAACAUAAAUAUUCAAUUUCAUGUUGACAAUAGAACAAUAAAUGUCCUAACACACAUUAGAGUGCCAAACCCUCUAUCUCCUGUGCUCUGGUGUAUUUCUGUGCCAUAACUUACGCUGAAAGUGUCGGUAUGUUUCUGUAAAGAAAAAGAAAAAUGAUUUCCAGUAAUUUAUUUAAAUUUAUUGCAGUUUCAUCUUUAUGCUUAUAUCCUGAAAAUAUUGAAACAGCCAUUAUUAAUCCUUUCUUUGUCUCUUAGUUGUUUGAUGUAACUUAUGAAUAAAUCAGAGAAGUUUUCUGCUUCAA